Molecule: messenger RNA, 1123 nt
Organism: Poeciliopsis prolifica (blackstripe livebearer)
Lineage: Eukaryota; Metazoa; Chordata; Actinopteri; Cyprinodontiformes; Poeciliidae
Product: MRN complex-interacting protein-like
Exons: 7
Coding region: 296-976 (226 amino acids)
Biological process (GO): mitotic G2 DNA damage checkpoint signaling
Cellular component (GO): nucleus
Molecular function (GO): chromatin binding
Source: RefSeq, a predicted model, not a curated record
GUUUAUGUUGAAAAUGUGAGCAGAGGGAGAGCAGCGCCCUCUAGGGGGCGCGCCUGUGUUUGGAACAUGCAGACAGCAGAAGGUCAAACAUGAGAUGAUGACGUAUUUCACGCAAAAGAAGAAAAUAAAACCUCACCGGCUGCCGUACAACCUCACAGGAACAUGGUUCCGGCUUCAGGCUCCUCCUCCCAGCAGGGGGCGCUCCUGUCGUGUCAGCUCCCUGUGACGUCAUACCGCGGGUCAAACGGAAACGCGGGAGCCAGUGAACGCGCUGCCGUCCAGAACCGGUUGGGUCAUGGUCCAGAACUUCCUCGUGGUUCGGUGUUUCCGCUGCCAAAGCUUCCAGGUGCAGCAGGUGAAGAAGGCGAAGAAAUGGAGCUGCAAGCUGUGUGGAGAGAAGCAGUCGCUGCUGAAGGAAUUCGGCCGUGGGUCCGGAGCCGACUGCCGGCGCCACGUCCAGAAGCUGAACACCAUGAGGGGAACCAAGAUGGAGGAGCAUGAGGCCCACGCCUGGUCGCUAUGUGAGCAGCAGGAGGAGGAGCAGCGUCCAGGUGACCAGGUGAGACCUGCUCAGGUGAGACCUGCUCAGGUGAGUCGUUGGAGCAAAUAUCUAGACACACCUGAGGAAGAGGAGGAAGAGGAAGGAUUGGAGGGCAACCAAACCACUGGCAGGAAGAGACACAGACCAGAGGAGCUGGGAGGAGGAAGAGGAGGGGAAGGCUGCCCACCUGUUAAGCUGAAACAGACAGCAGUGACAUCAUCUGUGACAUCAUCUGUGACCUCAGCAGCAGCGCCCAGCGGCUCCGGCUCCAGGCGGGGUCCGUUCCUCAGUGCUGACUGCAGGGGGGCGGAGCUUCCUGUUAUCAGUCAACCAGUAGACACUGCAGCAGCCAAGCCCCACCCCCAACUUCCUGUGUCCUCCAUGUUUGACAGCGGCGAAGACUUCAACUUUGAUGAGGAUUUUCUGACAUUUUAGCUUCGAUUCUUUUCGUUUAUGACUGUUGUUGUUUACAUCAGAGACUCAAACAGGUUCUGGCAUCAUUUCAGGUUUUUAUUGAUCAGAAACCAAGGAACAAAUAAACCUAUUGAUUAUAAAGCUCAGACUGAAGCUACUGAUUACAUG